Alternaria atra is the source of this 588-nucleotide messenger RNA. RefSeq lists its product as uncharacterized. NCBI's taxonomy places the organism in Eukaryota, Fungi, Ascomycota, Dothideomycetes, Pleosporales, Pleosporaceae. The record is from RefSeq and is a predicted model, not a curated record. Bases 1 to 588 code for a protein of 195 amino acids. The transcript has a single exon.
AUGACACGGCCCCCAGGUCAAUCCGUAUGGAUUGUUAUGCCAUGCAUCCUCUUCUCCCUCUUCGUCGCCCGCUUCCUCAUCGAAAUCUUCGCAUCACAGUACGAACGCGGUCUAAUCAUAGUUGCUAAAGCAGCACUCAUCUUCGUCAUAACGCUCAUCCUCACUACUACGGCUGCGAACUCUCUGUUUCAGCCCACCCAACCUCCUGCAGAACGACGUACUAGGAAUGUACUGCAAAAGAAAUGCAAAGUCUCCCCAGCAACCGAGGAGCGCGUACGUACCUGGCGUGAGAACACCGCUCCGAUUCUACAUUGGAGCUCCGACUCAUGUGAUGAGGUGGAGGAGGAGGUGAGGGAACGGAGGAGGAAGAAGAAGAAGAAGAAGAAGAAGAAGAAGAAGAAGAAGAAGAAGAAGAAGAAGAAGAAGAAGAAGAAGAAGAAGAAGCUCAGCAGAGAAAAGAGGGAAAGUCAAGAUGAGAAAUCGUCGAGGAAGAGGUUGUCGAAGAUGUUCAAGUCGAAGAGGUAUGAAAUGCUUGGAGUGAGGAGGGAGACGGUUGAGGAAGUUGUACGGGAAGAUGCUUUGGUUUAG